GUCUGAUCUGAGAUCAGCUCGAGACUCCGUCUGUCUGAUGCUGUAAACAAACGCGGAGGUUCCGGUACUCGGGCGAUAUUUAUGAAAUUCUAAGGAUGGAAAUAAGGCUUCCGAGUUUCACACAUCAUCAUGUUUUAUGGUGUGUUUUUGCGGUGUUUGUUUACGCGGGCGUGUUUGGCGUGUCGGCGAUAGACGUGUUCACUCCAGCCGAGGUGUUUGUUGAGAACGGGACCACAGCCACUCUGUCCUGUAGUUUUAAAUCUAAAGAGGUGAUCAGUAGUUCGGCGUCAGUGACGUGGUCUUUCCUUCCCGAGGGAGACACGGGACUGUCCACUACAAUCUUCUAUUACUCCGGUGGGAAGCCGUUUCCGGGCUCGGUGCCGCAGUUUAAGUCCCGUGUGGAAUGGGCUGGAGACAUGAACAAGAAGGACGCGUCGAUCCGUGUGAUCCAGAUGCAGUUUAAGGACAACGGGACGUUCAGCUGCGACGUGAAGAAUCCUCCAGACAUCUCCGGACAGAUGUCCAUCAUUAAAGUCAGGGUGGUCAUGAAAGAGUCUCUUCCUCAGACCAGCACGGCGGUGAUCGUGGGCGGCGUGAUCGGAGCCGUGAUCGGCAUCAUCAUCAUCGCUGUGGUCACGUACCUGAUCAUCAGACGACAGGAACCAAGGCACGACUACGAAGGCUGCACCUCGUUAGAGAGUGUGAGCUCACAGAACACUAGGGUGGGGAAGAAAGCGGAGUCUAGCAACGACAACUCCCGCUGCUCCAGCCCCUCCGCACCCGUACAGGGGCCGGUGAUUUACGCCCAGCUCGAUCACUCCGGCAGCAAGAACUCCUUCCACAAGAUGGAGCCGGUGGUGUACGCAGACAUCCGCAAGAACUAGAGCGCCUUGGCACGUGCAUCUCUUCAUCACGUCAUUCGGAGAUCCCGCGGGACGGACGUGACGGGUCAGACGGGUGGGUUAGUGGGUUAGUACUGGACUGAUGACGGCACGUGACCACAGACUCUUUCUUCUGUUUCUCUGUGUGUUUUCAUGUCAAUGUGAGUUUUUAGAGUAACACGUCGCAGCCGGAUCUCGCGCGCCGCGCGUCUCACCACUCAGACUAACCAGAUAGACUUUGCAUUGAGAAAAUGAUGUGUUUUGAAUGUUAUUGUUAUGAUAUGAUAUGAUAUGAUAUAUGAUCACCCCCAGUCCUCAUGAACGUCUCAUUAGAUUCUCAUUACUGGAGUACAGUACUCUUUUACUGUAUUCCAUCCAAAAAUACUGUGUUUUGCAUUUAAAUGUCCACAAUACCAUAGUAUUUUUUGGUCAAAUUCAUACAAUUUUUUUGUGUGAUUAUCAUGCAAAAAUGGACCAUAUUUUCAAGCCUUUAAAACCUUGAAUUAAUGUUUUUUCUUUUUGUUCAUUAUUUUCCAUGACACUAAGUAAACCCUAGAUUUUCAUUGCUGCUAUUAAAAUGUUACUGUAAUGCAUUUUUUAGUCAACACAGAAAAUAGCAUGAUGCUAUAUAUUUUGCAUAAGAACCAUUAGAGAUUUGUCGGAAAAUGUUUUUACAUUAACACGAUUUUCAAUUAUUCUUUAUUUUGUUAUUAAGUUAAAUGUCAAGUUUUGUGCGUUUGUGUGUUUUGCACACAUCUAUGUUACAUUUCAGCACAAAAUCAAACAAAAAUAAUGGUUUGCAUAGAAAAAAAAAGCAUUUCUAAAGGACCAUGCAUUAAUUAUGACAAUAUUUUUGUCUUAUAAAAAUAUUUUUUUUAAACUUAAAAAAAAAUAAAUAAAUAAAUUGCCAUAUAAGUAAUAUAUUUUGCAUGGUGAUCAGUUUGUGGGAAAAUAUGCUUUAUUAUUAUUAUUAUUAUUUUUUAAAUGUUUUUCAUGACUAAAUCAAAAUGUGGCUUGUGCAGAGAAAAUGAAGCCUGUCUAUCAUAUCAUGCUUUUUUUUAAACAUUAUUUUAAUGACAAUUAAGAAAUGUUGAUUUUAAUAACUGUACAAACUUUAUUUUCUUUAUUUUGUUGAGUUAACUUAAAAUAAUUUGUUACCCUGCUGCCUUAAUUUUAGGUUCAGACAACUCAAAUAAGUUUAGUACUAAGUGACAUCUUAGAUAUUUGAGUUGACUAAACAAAAAAUUUGGUGUUAAACUUAAAAGGUGUGCUUGUUAGCCAGCUGCCUUAAAAUUUUAAGUUGAAUCAACUCCAAUAUCUAGUACAAGUUGACUAAACUGUUGAGUUGACUGAACCUAAAACUAAGGCAGCAACACAUUAUUUUAAGUUGACUCAACAAAUGUUUUUUUACAGUGUAAUAGUAUUUUUUUUUUUUUUAAUCGACAUAGAAAUACAAUUAUGUAUAAAUAUGUUCAAUUUACAUUGUGUACUAUUUUUAGAUGAUGAGAUUUGCAUUUGCAUUGUGAUGUUAUUUUUGUUUUGUACAUGAAUUGUCCCAAAGAGCAGUGUAGUUUUUGUGUGCGUGGUGAGACGUGAUCCGCAUGCGCUCGUCUGCGCCGGUCCGGCUGCGUCUGCAUGUAACUGACGUUCUAACUACAGCUGAAAAUCACGGAGCACGACGGGUAAUCGUCACACGCCCGUGAUCCCAAACGCUCCAAAAGCUGCCAAACGGAGGAGGAGGACGGUUUGCACGUCUCAGCGGUUAGACUAGUUAGCUUGUUAACAAGACAGCACUAAUCAUGUUAGCAUAGGUGUGUAGAAAUGCCCAGUGUUAGUUUAGUCAACUAGACUGUACGUUCCGCAUUUAAUGCGUCGCUGCCAUUUGAGUUAAAACACUCCACUUUUAAGUCUUAAGUUUUUUUUAAAAAAUCUUCUUAUGUGCAUUUCAUGCGGUGUCAUAACUUAAGUUUUGUUUAGUUUUUUCCAAACACUAUCGAGACCAAAAUCAGCCGUGACUGACGGAUCAUUCCUUUGCGUUUCUGAUGCUGGAGUUGUUUUGUUACUUUUUUUUUUUUAAAUUUGCCUAGAUGAUGAUUAUUUUGUUGUACUGCACAUUCCAUGAUGCCUGUCGGUACUGGUUCGAUUCUGUACUGCGGUUGCAAAUCCUGCACUGUUUCUGAUCCAGACUGCAGCACUAUCGCAUCACACCAUCAUAUUAA
This is a messenger RNA of Labeo rohita (rohu), 3100 nucleotides long. Its product is annotated as myelin protein zero-like protein 1. Gene Ontology annotation, cellular component: cell surface; focal adhesion; membrane. NCBI's taxonomy places the organism in Eukaryota, Metazoa, Chordata, Actinopteri, Cypriniformes, Cyprinidae. Bases 96 to 884 code for a protein of 262 amino acids. The record is from RefSeq and is a predicted model, not a curated record. The transcript is spliced from 6 exons.